CUUUUUUCCCCCGUAUUACUCCCCUUCUCUUCUCUUUCCUCUUCACUCCUCCCCUUUCUGUCAAGCCAAGUCGAGACAAGGACAAGACACGCCACCAUCUUCCGUAUUUGAUCUACAUCCACCUUUUUUUCUUCCUUCUUCUUCUUUUGUGUCUAUAUUUCUCCUCUACACGCCCUUCUUUCUCCUCUUCCUAACGACAACCACCUCCGCUUUUGAAUCGGUCUGAGCCCAGAAACCUCAAGCUAUAAACCCCCGCGCAUCAAGGAUCCACGUCCCAUCUCGUACAUAUCACAUACCAUCAUGGCUCCCAAACAAUCCACAGUCGUCCUCCUCCCCGGUGACGGAGUCGGCCCCGAGGUCAUUGCCGAGGCCAAGCGCGUCCUCGAGCUGGUCGCCAAGGUCAGAUCACACAAGCUCAACGUCGCCUUCAAGGAAGAGCUCAUCGGAGGCGCCUCCAUCGAUGCCCAUGGCACUGCGCUGACAGAUGCGGCCCUCGCUUCUUGCAAGGCUGCCGAUGCAAUCCUCUUGGGAGCAGUAGGAGGCCCCAAGUGGGCCACAGGAAACCCCAGACCCGAACAGGGCUUGCUCGCCCUCAGAAAGUCGCUUGAUCUCUACGCCAACCUCCGCCCCUGCACCUUCGCCUCCGACGCCCUGAUCUCACACUCACCCCUCAAAGAGUCCAUCGUCAAGGGCGUCGACUUUAUGAUGAUUCGCGAGCUCGUCGGAGGCAUCUAUUUCGGCGACCGCAAGGAGGCCACUGAAGAGGAUGGUUACGCCUUCGACACCCUCCCUUACUCCAGAACCGAGGUCGAGCGUGUCACCCGUCUCGCCGCCGCUCUCGCUCUCCAGCACGAGCCCGCCUGGCCCAUCCACUCCAUCGACAAGGCCAACGUCUUGGCCUCCUCUCGUCUCUGGCGCAAGACCGUCACCGAUGUCAUCGAAAAGGAGUUCCCUCAGCUCAAGGUCGAUCACCAUUUGGUCGAUUCCGCCGCCAUGUUCCUUGUCAAGAACCCCCGUAGCCUGAACGGUGUCAUCCUCACUGAGAACAUGUUUGGUGAUAUUCUCUCGGACGAGGCCUCCGUCAUCCCCGGAUCCCUCGGUCUCUUGCCCUCGGCCUCCUUGAACGGACUCCCCGAGAAGGGCAAGCCAUGCUUGGGUGUCUAUGAGCCCAUCCACGGAUCUGCACCCGAUAUCGCCGGCAAGGGCGUCGCCAACCCAGUAGGAACCAUUCUCUCCGCCGCCAUGUUGUUGCGUUAUUCCUUGGACAUGGAAGCCGAGGCCGUCGCUGUCGAGGACGCUGUCCGCAAGGUCUUGGACGAUGCCGAUCGCGCCGGAUAUGCCUUCCGCACCCGUGACUUGGGUGGUGACAAGACCACAAAGGAGAUGGGUGACAAGAUCUUGGAGGUUCUCGAGAAGGAGCUUUUCGGUCUCAACGCUGCCGAGGGUGCCCCCGUCGUCCGCCCCUUGGCCCUGACCCGUCCCAGCGGUCGCCGUGGCAUGACCAUCUCUGAGAAGAUCAUCGCUCACAACGCCAUCGGACUCCCUGUUCCCGGAAACGUCAAGCCCGGUGACAUGGUCUGUGUAUCCGUCGACUGGACCCUGGCCUCUGAAUUGACCUGGAAGGGCAUGGACAAGACUUAUGAUCAGAUGGGCCGUCCCACCGUCUACCGUAACGACCGCUUCUGGCUCGCCAUCGAUCAUACUGUCGAUCCCAGCAUCAACCAUCUCCCCAAGCCUCAGGAGCUCAUCAAGGCCUCCACGGAUUUCGCCAAGGAGGCCAAGCUCAUCGACUUUUACGGUGCCAACUACUCGAUUCUCCACACAGAGUUCUACCGCGAGCGUGCCCAACCCGGUCAGAUGAUCAUCGGUGCCGAUUCCCACUCUUGCUCUGCUGGUGCUGUCGGUGCCUUUGCUGUCGGUCUCGGAGCUGCUGAUGUUGUCAUGCCCCUGGUCACUGGUGAGACUUGGUUCAAGGUUCCCGAGACGGUCGAGAUUCGCUUCGUUAACCAGCCUCCCUUCGGUAUCGGUGGAAAGGACGCCAUUCUCUAUGUUCUCCAGCAGCUCAAGCGUAACACCGUCGCCUUUGAGCGCUCGGUCGAGUACACCGGUCCUGGUCUGAAGCACUUGUCCUGCGAUGCCCGUUUCGCGUUGGCCAACAUGGCCACCGAGUUUGGCGGUAUUGCCGGUGUCUGUGAGGCCGACGAGAUCACGGCUGCGUACAUUGCCAAGCGCAAGAACCCUCAACACAAGAACUCGGCCCUGUACUUCAAGGCUGAUGAGGAUGCUCAUUACGCGGAGACCCAUGUGAUCGAUCUUUCCAAGGUUGAAUCCCUUGUUGCGCUCUACCCCGAUCCCGACAACUGUGUCGCUGUCGACGAGUGCUCUGGAACCAAGUUGGAUGGAUGCUUCAUCGGUGCUUGUACCACUGCUGAGGAGGACCUUAUCUUGGCCGCUUUGGUCUUGGAGGCCGGUCUCAAGAAGGGCCUCGUCCCUGCUAUGGGCGGCAAGCGCAAGGUCACUCCCGGAUCGGUUCCCAUUGUCGCCAAGCUCCGUCGUCUGGGCUUGCUCAAGAUCUACGAGCAGGCUGGUUUCGAGAUUGGUUCUCCCGGAUGCUCGUACUGCAUUGCUGUCGCUGCUGAUCAGGCUGGUGAGGGCGAGGUUUGGUUGUCGUCCCAGAACCGCAACUUCCGUAACCGCAUGGGCAAGGGCGCUAUCGGUAACUUGGCCUCGGCUGCGACUGUCGCUGCUUCGUCCUUUGACAUGAAGAUCCGUAACCCUCGCGACCUCUUGGACAGCAUCGACCAUGCCCGCUACCAGGAGAUGUUGGAGAUGUGGAUCGAGAAGGGCAAGCCUGUUGUCUACUCUGAGCCCUCCCCUGUGUACUAUGACGAGCAGACUGCCGACAAAUCCCUCCCUGCUCCCCCACCUUCGUUCUCGGCCACGAUCAAGGGCAAGGUCCAGCGCUUCGAGGACAACAUUGACACAGACGCGAUCAUCCCCGCCCAGUUCAUGCCCGGUACCUCGGACGUGGACCUGGGCACGCACGCCUUCCAGUUUGUCAAGCCUGAAUUCAGGGAAUUGGUCAAGCAAGGAUUCGACAUUGUGGUCGGAGGCAGUGGUUUCGGUUCUGGAUCGUCUCGUGAGGAGGCUCCUCGUGCGCUCCUUGGUGCGGGUGUGAAGGCUGUGAUUGCAAAGUCGUACGCGUUCAUCUAUGCCCGUAACCAGCCCAACAUGUCGUUGCUCGGUAUCACGAUCGAUGACGAGUCGUUCUAUAAGCACGCACAGGAGGGUGCCGAGGUCGCGAUCGAUGUCAAGGAUCGCAAGGUCUACUGCGGUGGUCAGGAGUACCCCUUCGGUUUGUCGUUGAUGGAGGAGCGUCUGUUGGCUGGAGGCGGUGUGACAGAGAUGUACAAGACUUAUGGCAAGCAGCUGUUCCGUGUCGCAACUGCGCCCGAGAAGUCAGGAUCGAGCUGUGGAAGCGAGGCCAAGGCUGCGUCGAAGAGCAACUGUGGCGAUGACAGCGAGCUCGCCUGGUAAAGAAAAAAAAAAGAAAUUCGAAUAACAAGCAUUCGGCGACAUAUCCAUCUGUAUAUAUCCCUGCCUUAGAGACAAAAAGAAAAAAAAAACUCCCUCAUUUGCUAUAAUAAUAAAUAAAUCCAUCAUCAUCAA
This is a messenger RNA of Gamsiella multidivaricata, 3669 nucleotides long. RefSeq names its product Isocitrate/isopropylmalate dehydrogenase-domain-containing protein. Bases 301 to 3537 code for a protein of 1078 amino acids. Gene Ontology annotation, molecular function: 3-isopropylmalate dehydrogenase activity; magnesium ion binding; NAD binding. Gene Ontology annotation, cellular component: cytosol. NCBI's taxonomy places the organism in Eukaryota, Fungi, Mortierellomycota, Mortierellomycetes, Mortierellales, Mortierellaceae. The transcript is spliced from 2 exons. The record is from RefSeq and is a predicted model, not a curated record. Gene Ontology annotation, biological process: L-leucine biosynthetic process.